Messenger RNA from Anopheles aquasalis, 1473 nucleotides. Its product is annotated as fatty acid hydroxylase domain-containing protein 2. The record is from RefSeq and is a predicted model, not a curated record. NCBI's taxonomy places the organism in Eukaryota, Metazoa, Arthropoda, Insecta, Diptera, Culicidae. Gene Ontology annotation, molecular function: iron ion binding; oxidoreductase activity. Gene Ontology annotation, biological process: lipid biosynthetic process.
CUCUCUCUCUCUGUUUCUUUGUGGUGGCUGGCACUGGCGAAUCAAUUGCUGCCAUCAACGCGCCACAAAGAGCACACCACACCGAGACCGCGCACUGACCGACGCACGCAGUAGUUGUCGUGCUGAGCGACCCCGUGCGCCACUGGUUUACCGUUCGAUCGCCGACCGAUCGAACAAAAAGGGUGUGAGGCACGGGCAGCAGGCUGCCUGCUUUUGACUGUGCACCGUCUCUAGAGUUGACUGUUAGCUAGUGCUGCUGCUGCUGCUGCUGCUGCUGCUUGGAGCUUGUGCGUGGCGUUGCGUUCGAUUCGAUCAUCUGGAUGUCGCUGACGGCGGAGCUGUUCGAUCUACCGGCGCACCAGUUCCGUGUGUUCUGGGACGCGUCGGGAAGCCUGUGGCAGUCGCUGUGGGAUCGUCUGCUCGAUCUCACCGGUGACAAUCCGCUGCUAGUGUGGACCAUCGGUACGUGGCUGUACACGUCCUGCGUGUACUGGGCGCUCGGUACGCUCUACACACUCGCCGACGUCACUGGCCGGCCGGCUUUCCUGCGCCGCUACAAGGUGCAACCGGGCACAAACGAACCGGUCGAACCGGGCCGACUCCGGGCCGUCAUCCGGCAGGUGCUAACGAACCAGCUCGCCACCGGACUGCCGCUCAUGUGCGGCGUCUACUACCUUCUGCCGCUGCAAAGCCGCACCGAGAUACGCCGGCUGCCAACGUUCCUGACCGCGCUCUGGCAGCUGGCCGUGUGCGUGCUGAUCGAGGAGCCACUGUUCUACUACAGCCACCGGUUGCUGCACCACGGGCGCCUCUACCGGUACAUCCACAAGCGGCACCACGAGUGGACGGCCCCGAUCGCCAUCACCGCCAUCUACUGCCACCCGGUCGAGCAUGCGCUCAGCAACCUGUUACCGGUGGCGGUCGGUGUGCUGGCGACCGGGUGUCACAUUUCGGUUGCCUGGCUCUGGUUUACGCUUGCCAUCUCGAACACGCUGCACGUACACUCCGGGUACCAUCUACCGUUUCUGCCCAGCCCCGAGCAGCACGAUUUUCAUCAUCUCAAGUUUAACCAGUGCUACGGGGUGCUCGGGGUGCUGGACUGGCUGCACGGUACGAACGAUCUGUUCUACCGGUCGAAGCAGGCCAAGCGGGACUACAUACUGACGACGCUCGAGCCGGUUCGCCAGACCUAUCCGGACUCCUAAUGAUACUAACUGACCUAUUAUACUUGUUAUGUACCAAUUAAUAGUAAUAAUAUAAUCUAGCACAAUGCCUACGCACCGGUACGCAAUUGUGUCACGAUUGUAUACUGUAGCAGCUUAUCCGCCGAAAUGCCUGGAGCUACCGAAUUUUUGGCGAAUUUUGCUAUCGGUUACAAAAAUCCAUUGGCCACACAUUUUGGGUACAAACAACGUGACAAACGCUACGGACCAUGUUGUUGGAUUUAAAUACAACCUUCUUAAGAACAUUGGA